GAAUAAUACGAAAUGAUAUGAGACCAGGUUGCAACUGCAGCCCUGUUCCGAAAGGAACGUGAUCAAUUUUCACCCGGUGCAAAAACGCCUACCCGGGCCGGAUUAUACGAAUCUUUCCCAAUGCAAUGAACGGGACAGCGGUGCUUGAAGAAGUGAUGGGCGAGUAAAAUCGAUCAACUCUCGGUUUUGUUUCUAAAGAUUGGUGUCAACGUAAAGUCAAUCCAAGUUUUUGGUGUUUAUUUGCAAGUUACGGCGGGACUCAAACAACAUACGGAGGGGAAUUGAAAAUGGAGGUAGAAAAGGAAAUAAAGAAGAUGACCCUGGGCCACGAGAUUGGUGCCGGAGCCGCGUGCCUGAAAUGCAAGGACAAAUGCGAGGGGUUCGAGCUGCACUUCUGGAGAAAAAUCUGCCGGAACUGUAAGUGUGGCCUGAUGGACCACGAUGUUCAGAUGAACUCUGAGGAUGACAGGAAGGUUGGCAAGCUGUUUGAGGACACCAAGUACACGGGUCUCGUCGCCAAGCUCAAGACAGACGGCGCCCCCACAUACAAGGGCAACCAGGUCACCUUCUCCAUCUCCCCCAGCCCCAUGUUAGCCACCUCUGUACCAUACAGUCCCCACACUGUGCUAGCCAAUGCUGGCUAUGGUGCUGAGGGUGGGGUCGGGUGCGGUGUUGGGGCGGGGGCCGUACCUGGGUCUGGUGCUAGGAAUGGUGCUGGGGCCGGUGCUGGGCCCGCUACCAUGUCCAAACCAGGGGCAAUCAGACCUAAUGCUGUGUCAGUCAAUGCCGUGCCAGUCAGGAAGGAUGCUGUGAAGUCUGUCACCUACGAGUGGGCACCACCAGGGGUCAAACAGUAUAUGGCUGUCCGCUACAUUGAGCUCCUGCCCCCAGAGAGGCGUCCCAUAGCGGGCACGGAGGGUGCAGCCUACCGCCGGCAACAGAUGGCAGUGCAGCUACCGGAGCAUGACCAGGACCCGGCCAAGUGCCACGAGCUUACCCCCGCAGAGGUGAAACAGAUGCAGCAGUUCGUCCGCAAGUACAAGGACGAGGCCCUGGGAGUGGGAGACAUCAAGCUGCCCGAGGAGAUGAUGGGACAGGGUCUGGGUCAGGAGAGAGCACCAGGCAUGGGAGCACCAGGCCAGGGAGGACCAGGACAAGGACGACCAGGGAUGGCAGAACACCCAGGGAUGGCAACAGCUGGGGGAGCCUUUGGGCCUGCAGGUCCUGGUCUUCGGACUAGACCCGGGGCUGGGGGUGCACUUGGGCCAGCAGGACCAGUUCAGCCUGGGACGGGGUCUGGGGGUUACCCUGGGGCUGGAAAGGGUGCACCAGAAGACAUGGGUACUGCUGCCACCACUACCGCUGGGUCAAUGGGCACUCCGGGAGCCCCUGGAUCUCACCUGGCUGGGCCCUGUGGACAAUACUCGUGCCACCAGUGCCAACUGCCCAUGCGUCAGGGCGAGCCUGCGGUGUACGCAGAGCGUGCUGGCUAUGACAAGCUGUGGCACCCGGCCUGCUUCGUGUGCUGCACCUGCUCAGAGCUCCUGGUGGACAUGAUCUACUUCUGGAAGAAGGGACAGCUCUACUGCGGACGCCACUACGGAGACAGCGAGAAGCCCCGCUGUGGAGGCUGUGACGAGCUGAUCUUCAGUAAUGAGUACACACAGGCCGAGGACCAGAACUGGCACCUGAAACACUUCUGCUGCUUCGACUGUGACUGUGUUCUGGCUGGAGAGACCUACGUUAUGGAGAACAACAAGCCUGUCUGCAAGCCCUGCUACAUGAAGAGCCACGCAGUAAUAUGUACAGCCUGUCAGAACCCAAUGGAGCCCGAGGCCCAGCGCGUCUCCUACGGAGAGUUCUACUGGCAUGCUGAGCCCCAGUGCUUCCAGUGCUCCUGCUGUGCUAAGUGUCUCAUUGGAGAGCGCUUCAUGGCCAUACAGGGCAUGCUCUUCUGCUCUGUCGAGUGCAAGAAGAAGACCAUGACCUAGAGAAGACUAUGUGGCCCAGAGCAGCUCAACCUGAUGACAAAAUUAUUAAAGUCUGGUCUAGAAUGUGAAUAAUGGUCAUUUCCCUUGACCUCAAACAGCGUGGUUCAGUCUGCAACUGAUUCUUGCCCAGAUCAACUCUGCUCCUGAUGACAACCAACCCUAGUCCUGAACCCUAGUCCUGAACCCUAGUCCUGAACCCUAGUCCUGAACCCUAGUCCUGAACCCUAGUCCUGAACCCUAGUCCUGAACCCUAGUCCUGAACCCUAGUCCUGAACCCUAGUCCUGAACCCUAGUCCUGAACCCUAGUCCUGAACCCUAGUCCUGAACCCUAGUCCUGAACCCUAGUCCUGAACCCUAGUCCUGAACCCUAGUCCUGAACCCUAGUCCUGAACCCUAGUCUUGAACCCUAGUCCUGAGCUAAUUUUAGUUUUCACUCUGCUUAUUUCCACUCAAGACUGCAACCGAUCAUCUGAAUAACAGUUGGGAAUAACCUCUAUUGUCUGUUUCUCACUUGACAUGCAACUGUUUUGUUCUACUGUAUCUCAAUGAAACUACUCUAGUUUUAUUGAGAUACAUUUUGUUGAAGUCUUGUUUCAGCACACUUUUUUUACAUUUUUACAGUCACUUAUUCAUCCGAGUGUAAAUCAUCUUUGGAUUCACGACUCGGUCUACUACCAAAAUAACUACCUUGGGUUGUUCUCAUAUCAUUCGGCCUGUUGCUUUCUCUCUAGAAUGUACGACUGAUUACAGACAUCCAACUCGAAGCAGCAGUAUAAUAGCAAUAACCUUACAAGAAAUGAUGCUUUGUGUGCAGUGUUUUUUCUUUUCCACUAGAAGCAGCUCUUCAUUGUUGUUACAGGCGGAUAAGUAUCUGACUAUGCCAAGUGGCUGACUGAUUCUCUCCAACACAGUCCUGGAGAACCCAUGGGGAGCGCAGGUUUUCACAAGUGACACUUUUAUGGAAAACAUCACUGAAAUGUGAAGGCAGGUGAUGUCAUAUCUAUGCGAUCGACAGAACGUCUUCAAAUUACGAUGACUCUUGAGGACCAACGAAAUGAGAAAGUACUUUUCUUUCUACUGUGGUGUCUAAUGACCUGCAUCCUCCUUUCUUUCCUGCUGUCUUUUUUUUUUUUUGUAUUAUGAUAUUGUCUUCUCAAUAAUUUGCCAUUUUGCUUUCCUUUGUUUCUUGCUCAGUGAAAAGCACUUUAUGAUAUUUUCUCCUCACGCUCUUACAACCUAAUAAAGAUUUUUGCCAUGAUUA
Messenger RNA from Oncorhynchus tshawytscha (Chinook salmon), 3252 nucleotides. Its product is annotated as testin-like. The transcript has 7 exons. Gene Ontology annotation, molecular function: zinc ion binding. Bases 288 to 1991 code for a protein of 567 amino acids. The record is from RefSeq and is a predicted model, not a curated record. Lineage: Eukaryota; Metazoa; Chordata; Actinopteri; Salmoniformes; Salmonidae.